AUCCAAACCUUACUCGCGACUUACACACCCAACGGCGGGAGUCACUAACUUGUUUAAGCUUGACACCAUUCACACUGUGCCUUAGGCAGUUCUCAAAGAAGCCGCCUCUGGUGAGAGUCGAAACAUCCAUUGGCCGCUUUUACGGGAAUACCGAAUAGUCUAGGCCGGAAAGAGCCUCAGUUGCAGAACAACAUCAUAUCAUUAUUGUUCGUAGAAGAAGAGUCGAGAACUGGUGAUAGUGACCAGGGUGAUCCUGGUUGUUUCACAUCCCCACAAACCUCAAGCCACCGACAUCACUUGAUUGCAUCUCCUCUCUUGAUAUCAUCUCAACUCUCAUCAAAUAAGAGGCCAAAGACUACGAGACUGAAGACUGAGACAGACAUCCAACGAAUCAUUUCACUAUGGUUUCCUGCAACACCUGCCACAAGGAGGAACCUGCAGUUCAGCUCAAGCGGUGUGCCAAGUGUUCCACUACGCAAUACUGCUCUCGGGAAUGUCAAAAGAUCGACUGGAAAGUGCACAAGAAGAUCUGUGGCAAGCAGGCAGAUUCAGUUGCCAGUGCCAACAUCCAUGAUCCAGACGAAAUGAGCCAGUCCCCAAAGAAGGGACUGGAAAAGUCUGUUCCAAACCCCUUUACCCGUCUCGAUAACGGCACUUACUUGCACAACCGUCCUGAAAAAGACGUCUAUCGACUUCUGAUUGACACUUAUCGUCUCCGCAUGGAUGACAUGUACAACCUUGAAAGUCAAGCAGAUUCAGACAGUCUCUACGGCGGUGCUUCAAACGGACUUCGAGGUUUUCAACGCUUCUUACGACAAGCAUCAGUCCGAAGAGGGUUGCUUCCUUCAUGGUGGACACCAGAGAAGCAGCAGGAGUGUGAGCAAUUGGGAAUGGAUUCAAGUCAGUGGCAGAACUUGAAGAAGAAGACGAGUAAGCAGGAGAUCAUUGACUACUAUGGCGAUCCUCGUUUCCCUAUGCAGUUGCGUAUGGUUGGAGAGGCUGUGUAUCUAAGUGCCCCUGGAGGAGGCGAUGGUUCACAGAUGAGAAAGAUGAUGGCUGCGAUGGAGGGAGGCGGAAUGGAAGGGAUGGGGAUGAGCAUGAUGGAUGCUUCAUCGCUCCGUCGCUGAGGGUGUUGAGCACAUCUGGAUAAAAGGUUCUGCAAAAGUUGUAUAAGGAAAAACGUCUCAUUAUGUCAUAAAGUUGACCAAUAUUUAGUUCCAUGUCUAUAUUGACGGAUUGGUGCCCAGAACACAUCCUAAAACCCUUGAAGAGUCAAACAUUCAAAGUCAAAAGAUGUUCUCCAUCCAUAGACCCUUGGACGUCCCAACUGAGUCCAGUCCGCUGCGAGUUCCAGCUCCGGGACACGAUCAAACCGCGGUCCAAAAACGACGUUAUCCGACUCCAUCACGACAGCUAUUCUGGCCAGGUUUUUCCCAGAGUGGCUGGGGUUGUUGCAGUCCCUCGCGAUGAUGACUCUUUGAGUCUGAAGUCUCCCAAAGUAGGGGAUCACUGCUUCAUACGCUCCACACCAGAUAUAAUCCUUUUCGCUUGCGCAAAACAGAAUCUUGAGGACGAGGCAAGCCUGCUUGGCAAACAUAUCGUCAUAUACCUUGGUCGUCUCCUGGAACCUGUCUGCCAGCUCGUCUAUCAUCUUCCAGAGAGGUUUGCUCUCUUCUUCCGGCAUGGGGUUUGCCCUGUGUUUAAUGACAGCAAUCAUAAGAAGCGCAGCCUUAAAAGCAAGGAAAUCCACAAAGUCAGCCCUCACCACCGUCUCCUGCUCGAGUUCCGGGGCUCUCAUGGCUUCUUGCGCUUUUAUGAUCUCCUGUGCUGAUGCUAGGAUCGCCUUCCUUGCCGGCUCAAAGUCCUCAACUUUCCCAGGAUUCAUGUUUGACAGUUGACAUUUGGGCCAGUUCAGCAUGAGCUCAAACGAGUGAUACAGGAUCUUGAUUUUGGCUCGGAUGAAGGCCUGCGGAAGAUAGGGGACAUACUUCAGGUGUCCUCUCGUCCAAUCCUCCGGGAUCAUGUAGUUCAAUUCCUUCAGCUCUUCAAGGGUACGUGUGAUGGUUGCACUAGUAGUGUCUUCUUUCAUCAGGGUUUGGCUUGUAAGAAGACCUGAUAGCAUGGCUAUCUGGCGAACAGCCUGCUUUUCUGCGAGGGGGUAUUUUUCCUCAAAAAUCCUGGGCCCCAGUUGCGCGGGGACUGCAUGAGGCAUUCCGAGGAAGAGUGAAAGCUGUCGGUCUUGAAUCCACAACUCUUCCCAAAUGGCUCGAUGCAGGCUAGACCGGCCCUGGUGUACCCCCAGGAGCAUGGAGUUCUCAAUGGCAGUCCUGAUGCACUUCCAUGCCUUCGUCGGGCGACCUAUGGCGAGGGAUAGCUCGCCUUGGAGGAGAAGGGCCUGGACAAAGUCGAUAUUGCAGACCGGUGUUGAGCUGAUUCUAUACAGAGAUUCAACUUUGUCGAUACAAUUGGAAAUAAGUAGCAUUGGCUCAAAGGGUGCUGGUGCUCGAUUGUCGGCGUAUUUGAACUUCAUCGGUAGCUCCUUGAUAGAGAGGCAGAGCCAGACUAUACAUUUUGCGACAGCGCCAGGUUCUGGUGGUUUUUGGCGGUUUGGGGACAAUGACUUCUCAAUGAACGCUAAAGCUGACUCGACGUCUGUUGGAAAUCCAGCAUCAAGCACGGUAACUGUGUUGACAGCGGCAGAGUCAUCGUCUUGCUGCUCGUAUUGGUGUGACACCGUUGCUAGAGGCCAGCUCGCCCAAUUCUGGGUGAACCUGCUACUGUGGUGCAGAAUCCUGGUCAGAACCGACUGGUCGGGUACAAGCCCCUGAAGUGAUGCCGUCAAACGCGUGUGUGGUGUCUGCGUUAUCUGUGAUGUAAAGAUGGUUAGACUACUUAAGCCAUCAUGACCUUCAGAGCCUCCAAAGUGAUACCAACCUCGAAUGGUUCGCUCACAGCCCGGUAGCUUGGCGCGCUUUUGUGGUCAACCCGGUUGCUACUAGUAGCUUGAGCGUCAAGUCUGCGAGCCAAGAGUUCGAUUGCAGUCUGCAGAAGAAUCAUUCGUGACUCAACUUUUCUGGCAAACCGCGAGAACUCUUGAGGCAUGUCAUCUCUGCCUUCGGGGGAUGAGUCGUCAUUCUGCGGCUGGCAGGUGAGGGAGUGUUUGCUGCACUCCUGACACUCAGCCUUGUCGCCGUCGAACACACACUUUACUCUUCGAAAACAACAUUCGGCACAGCUCUUCGAACCGGACCGCUCUCGGGUUGGUAGAUUCUCCAUGAGGAUUGACCAUGCAAGUUUUGUCAAGGAAAAGAACAGAGGUGAGGGAGAAGAAGAGAAAGUGAGGCGGGCACUUCAGCCUACUUGUACGCAGGUGAUUCGUGGCGUUUCUUGCUUAUCUCAACAACAUGUAUGUCUCAGUUUUAUGACGAAACCUGUUGUAAUGCAACGCAUCUGUUGAGUGAGAGAAGAGGAAAUAUUCGUGUUGGUUGUUCGGAAUCGGGCCAAAAGGUCCUAAACAUCACGGGUGGCCGCAGGUGGUUGCAGAUGAGCACGAAUAUUGCCGUGAACCCAUCCCCGACCGCCGAGAAUGAAUUCUUAGACAAAAAGCCACUUGGGUACGAUUGUACGAAGCUACGGGUAUUAAUUCCGUUUUUGCUUUUUUCGGAUUUCAAGGGGUAAUUGAUGUUUGAGGCAAGCUCACGGUGCAGCCUUAUUUGCUCCGAUAUUGAGGUUGAUGAUUCCAGAGACGCUGGGUUACACAACACAGUACGAUGUCACACAUGAUUCCCUUCUUGACUAAGCUGUGUAUACACUGUCUUAGACUGUAUAGAACCG
Molecule: messenger RNA, 3834 nt
Organism: Fusarium verticillioides 7600
Lineage: Eukaryota; Fungi; Ascomycota; Sordariomycetes; Hypocreales; Nectriaceae
Exons: 1
Coding region: 402-1127 (241 amino acids)
Source: RefSeq, a predicted model, not a curated record